GCAAUCGAUCAGGCAGGGGUUUGUGGUUUAAAAAGUCAAUAAGAGAAGUGAAAUCUAAAGGCACAAUGUAGAUUCGAGGCGAUGUCUUAAGUAGUUGAACAUGUUAUUACUCCAACCUUGUGAAAGUGACAAACUGACACGUUUUCAUUUUCGUCAUAAAACAACUUUAAGGAGUGCAUUUGAUUUUGACGACCUGCACAUGCGCACAGGCGCGAGACGACCGUUAGACUAUAUGGCGUUUUCUACGCAUGAGUUUAGCUAGCAAAGUCGCCAUGACAUCGCCUACGAGUGUGAUCGGGGAUUUCUAUUGGAGAAGCAGUUUUAGCCUUUCUUCAUACUGUACUGGUUUUGACCGCAGUGUGUUGUGACUGGACCGAGAAUAUGACACCUGUUGGCCAGGCAGACACAGACAGUUGGCAGCAAGUAGGCCUUAAUAGCAGUAGGCCUAAAUCGUCUGUACCUAUUAAAAAAGGUCGAACUUGCAAAAUGGCUAGACAUGACAAACUGUACACAUGGAUGCGGUAUUUGAUGUUGCUGCUUUGUGUGAUACUUGUUAUAAGUGGCUUUGUGCUGCUGGGGCUUGGCGCAUGGAUUAGAUAUGGAGCAGCUACGUUUGUGGAUGUCCUGGGCUCCUACUCGUCUCAGCUCAUCUACAUCAGCUACAUCUGUAUUGGUAUGGGCUCAGUGCUGUCUUUCACGGGUCUCAUCGGCUGCUGUGGGGCUUGGAAAGAGAACCGCUUCUUUAUCAUGCUGUUUUUCUUCAUCGUGACAAUGCUAUUUGUUGCUGAAAUCAUUGGGACUAUUUUUGUCUUGACGUACCGGAAUCUGGUUAGCUUAGUGGUACGUGAUGCAAGCAAGAAUUCCCUUAUGACUGCCUAUAUGGGCCCAGCGGCAACAGACCCAAUCUCAACAGCAUGGAACACAGUCAUGGUCAAGUUCAAAUGCUGUGGUUUUGAGAACUCGACUGUAGAUUUCAAGGGCUCUGUGUUCAGUACUACCACGGGUUUGAACUACCCUAAGACUUGCUGUGUGAACAAGACCCUUGCAGACUGUGACGGUAUCACCAUCACUCCAAGUCUGAUCCAACCACAGAGCUGCUUUGGUAAGGUCAUCACAGUGAUCAGAGAGCAGAGUGUCAUCCUGGGAUCAGCAGCUGGCUGCAUAUGUAUGAUGGAGUUAUCCUCCAUGAUCCUUGCCAUGGUUUUGUUUGUGAAGUUGGGGCUCAUGAGGCAUCCAUGGUGAAGCCAAAGGGUCCAUCCACACCUGGAGGACACCAACAACCCACACAGGCAACAAUAAAGUUCUGCUAAAUUAUAAAAGUUUGUGUGUUUUCCUUAGUUGAAAUUGUAUCUGUUAUUUUGGUUAUAUUAAAAGUUGAAUAUAUUAUUUUU
Salvelinus namaycush (lake trout) is the source of this 1391-nucleotide messenger RNA. Its product is annotated as tetraspanin-16-like. NCBI's taxonomy places the organism in Eukaryota, Metazoa, Chordata, Actinopteri, Salmoniformes, Salmonidae. Gene Ontology annotation, cellular component: membrane. Bases 382 to 1242 code for a protein of 286 amino acids. The transcript has 8 exons. The record is from RefSeq and is a predicted model, not a curated record.